Suricata suricatta (meerkat) is the source of this 1902-nucleotide messenger RNA. RefSeq names its product syntaxin 3 (gene STX3). NCBI's taxonomy places the organism in Eukaryota, Metazoa, Chordata, Mammalia, Carnivora, Herpestidae. The record is from RefSeq and is a predicted model, not a curated record. The coding region runs from base 165 to 1103 and encodes 312 amino acids. The transcript is spliced from 10 exons. Gene Ontology annotation, biological process: intracellular protein transport; synaptic vesicle fusion to presynaptic active zone membrane; exocytic insertion of neurotransmitter receptor to postsynaptic membrane. Gene Ontology annotation, cellular component: presynaptic active zone membrane; synaptic vesicle; postsynapse. Gene Ontology annotation, molecular function: SNARE binding; SNAP receptor activity.
GCGCGGCGGAGCCUCCCGUGGCCUCGGACGCUCCUCCUAGCCUGCGGCCGCCGCCCGCCUCCGCCUGCGCCUCCAGCUCCUCCGCCCGGCCCGGCCGGCCGCCCGCCACUUCCGGCCGCUCACCUGGGACGCGCUCACCGGCCUCCGGGCGCCUGGGCAGCAGGAUGAAGGACCGGCUGGAGCAGCUGAAGGCCAAGCAGCUGACACAGGACGAUGACGCCGACGAGGUCGAGGUUGCCAUUGACAACACGGCUUUCAUGGAUGAGUUCUUCUCUGAGAUCGAGGAGACUCGGCUCAACAUCGACAAGAUCUCAGAGCACGUGGAGGAGGCUAAGAAACUCUACAGCAUCAUCCUGUCUGCACCGAUUCCUGAGCCAAAAACCAAGGACGACCUAGAGCAGCUCACGACCGAGAUCAAGAAAAGAGCCAACAACGUCCGGAACAAGCUGAAGAGUAUGGAGAGGCACAUCGAGGAAGACGAGGUGCGGUCGUCGGCAGACCUUCGGAUUCGGAAAUCCCAGCACUCCGUCCUGUCCCGCAAGUUCGUGGAGGUGAUGACCAAAUACAACGAGGCUCAGGUGGACUUCCGUGAACGCAGCAAAGGGCGAAUCCAGCGGCAGCUUGAAAUCACCGGCAAAAAGACCACAGAUGAGGAGCUGGAGGAGAUGUUGGAGAGUGGCAACCCCGCCAUCUUCACUUCUGGGAUCAUUGACUCUCAGAUCUCCAAGCAAGCCCUCAGCGAGAUCGAGGGGCGGCACAAGGACAUCGUGAGGCUGGAGAGCAGCAUCAAGGAGCUUCAUGACAUGUUUAUGGACAUCGCCAUGCUGGUGGAGAAUCAGGGAGAGAUGCUAGAUAACAUAGAGCUGAAUGUGAUGCACACAGUGGACCAUGUGGAGAAGGCGCGGGAGGAAACGAAAAGAGCCGUGAAGUACCAGGGUCAGGCCCGGAAGGUUUGUGACCGAGUCUUACUGUUGCUCUCCACCGUCAUCCCGUGCACUGGCCAGCUCCUCCUUCCCCUGCCUCUCUUAGAACCCGAUUUCACUCCAGCCUGGUAUGGCCACCCUUGUCUUCAGAUGGGAAUGGAGUUUGAAUGGCCUUCCUGAGAGAGUGGGACCCGUUCCUUUGUUUCCCUGUAACUGACCUUGGACCUGACCCAGCAAACCGUUUAGCCCAGACGAAGCUGAUCUACUGAUGCAACCCCGAGUUCUCCUCAGAACCUUCUCCUGUCCCAACUCUGAAGUGCCUUCUCUCCUGGACUGUGCAAACCAACCCAACUUCUCUUUCUUCCCUCUGAAUGUGUCAAAUUAUGCUUUGCACCUUGGAAAACCUAUUCAAAACCUUCCCAUGGUGCUGUAUUUUCUACCUCAUGGAGUAUUCUCCCAGAAAUUGCUAUGUAUUUUUUUAGGGGGUAUCUUUAACAAAGCAAAGGGAUUCUUCCAAGUGUGGUAACAAUAAGGCUUGACUUGAGCCUUCCACUUGGCAGGAUCUCAGUCCUUACAAUUCCUUGUCCCUACAUCUUGAAAAUAGGAGGGACUGGCAGAUGUCAUUUUGGUCUUAGAAGAAGACUUGUUUGAAAUUCAGUCAUAAAUGAAGCUCUUAGUGCGUUCAGCGUGGUGACCACCUUCUUUGUGCUGUAGGCUCUCAUGUUUACUCAAGGAGACACCAUGAUGAUCCCGUUAUCUGAGGUUACUAACCAUUUGUAAAGGCUGAGGGUAUGGGAUGUUAGUUUCUCAUGUCUGACUCCUGGAAACUGGCUGUUCUCCAGUGGAGUGAUGCAUUGUGAAGCCAGUGCCUUGAGGCCAGAAAUAACCAGGUACUUAAAACUGGGCCCGGGACAAGGUGCUUGAGUCUCAGGCUCUGGAAGCGCUCCAUACUGGUGUGAAUAUACUGUCACUUAUUUUA